Molecule: messenger RNA, 1961 nt
Organism: Lemur catta (Ring-tailed lemur)
Lineage: Eukaryota; Metazoa; Chordata; Mammalia; Primates; Lemuridae
Gene: SVOP
Product: SV2 related protein
Exons: 16
Coding region: 172-1818 (548 amino acids)
Biological process (GO): transmembrane transport
Cellular component (GO): membrane
Molecular function (GO): transmembrane transporter activity
Source: RefSeq, a predicted model, not a curated record
GUCUCGUGGGCCGGUCCCCAGCGGCUCCCUCCCCCGGACAGCUGCUGCCGCCCGAGGGAGGAAGCGGCGCGGGAGCUGUCCAGCCUCCCGGUGCUGAAACCCCGGAGGGCUCGCUUUGCACCGCUACCAUGUAAGGGCCAUGACAAGGGCUCGUCCUGGCGCAGCGCGGACAUGGAGGAGGACUUAUUCCAGCUAAGGCAGCUGCCGGUGGUGAAAUUCCGUCGCACAGGCGAGAGUGCAAGGUCAGAGGACGACACGGCUUCAGGAGAGCAUGAGGUCCAGAUCGAAGGGGUCCGCACAGGCCUAGAGGCUGUUGAACUGGACGAUGGGGCAGCUGUGCCCAAGGAGUUUGCCAAUCCCACCGACGAUACUUUCAUGGUGGAAGAUGCGGUGGAAGCCAUUGGGUUUGGAAAAUUUCAGUGGAAGCUGUCUGUUCUCACUGGCUUGGCUUGGAUGGCCGAUGCCAUGGAGAUGAUGAUCCUGAGCAUCCUGGCACCGCAGCUGCACUGCGAGUGGCGGCUCCCCAGCUGGCAGGUGGCGUUGCUGACCUCGGUGGUCUUUGUAGGCAUGAUGUCCAGCUCCACGCUCUGGGGAAACAUCUCAGACCAGUACGGCAGGAAAACAGGGCUGAAGAUCAGCGUGCUCUGGACUCUGUACUACGGCAUCCUUAGCGCUUUUGCGCCUGUGUAUAGCUGGAUCCUGGUGCUCCGCGGCCUGGUGGGCUUCGGGAUUGGAGGAGUGCCCCAGUCGGUGACUCUGUAUGCCGAGUUCCUUCCCAUGAAAGCCCGAGCUAAAUGUAUUCUGCUGAUUGAGGUCUUCUGGGCCAUCGGGACGGUGUUCGAGGUCAUCCUGGCUGUGUUCGUGAUGCCCAGCCUGGGCUGGCGUUGGCUGCUCAUUCUCUCAGCGGUCCCACUCCUCCUCUUCGCUGUGCUGUGUUUCUGGCUGCCAGAGAGUGCGAGGUACGAUGUGUUGUCUGGGAACCAGGAAAAGGCAAUCGCCACGUUAAAGAGAAUCGCGACAGAAAACGGAGCUCCCAUGCCGCUGGGGAAACUCAUCAUCUCUAGACAGGAAGACCGAGGCAAAAUGAGGGACCUUUUCACGCCCCACUUUCGAUGGACAACUCUGUUGCUGUGGUUUAUAUGGUUUUCCAACGCGUUUUCUUACUACGGGUUGGUCCUGCUCACCACGGAACUCUUCCAGGCGGGGGAUGUCUGCAGCAUCUCCAGUCGGAAGAAGGCAGUAGAGGCCAAAUGCAGCCUGGCCUGUGAGUACCUGAGCGAGGAGGACUACAUGGACUUGCUGUGGACCACCCUCUCCGAAUUCCCAGGCGUCCUCGUGACUCUGUGGAUCAUUGACCGCCUGGGCCGCAAGAAGACCAUGGCUCUGUGUUUCGUUGUCUUCUCCUUCUGCAGCCUCCUGCUGUUUAUCUGUGUUGGAAGAAAUGUGCUCACUCUGUUACUCUUCAUUGCAAGAGCGUUUAUUUCUGGAGGCUUCCAAGCAGCCUAUGUUUACACACCUGAGGUCUACCCCACGGCGACCCGGGCGCUGGGCCUGGGCACCUGCAGUGGCAUGGCAAGAGUCGGUGCUCUCAUCACGCCGUUCAUUGCCCAGGUGAUGCUGGAAUCCUCCGUGUACCUGACGCUGGCGGUUUACAGUGGCUGCUGCCUCCUGGCCGCCCUGGCCUCCUGCUUUUUGCCCAUUGAGACCAAAGGCCGAGGACUGCAGGAGUCCAGCCACCGGGAGUGGGGCCAGGAGAUGGUCGGUCGAGGGGCGCACGGUCCAGGCGUCCCCAGGUCGAACUCUGGCUCUCAAGAAUAGUGACCAAUGGGGGGCUGAAGUGGUCUUUGAGGCUGCAGAGCUUGGGGGAGCUGGCGGAGCCCAGCUAGGGCACCGAUCGUCACUGCCGACAUCAAGAACUCACCCAAGAGGACCACCUGGACCGACAGGGUUUUGUGUCUUGA